CCGAAAACAAUCCUAGGAGUUACUUAACCGUUAGUUGUUGUUUUCCUGAGAUUCUAGGCAUUGGAACAGUUUCGAUGUAGUGUACACGAAAGGCUGUAGGUUGCUUGCCGCCAGUGGAAUAUCAGCACUUUCCCCCUGUAAACAUGCCUUCUGAUCUGGCUAAGAAGAAGGCAGCUAAGAAGAAGGAAGCAGCCAAGGCUCGCCAGCGUCCUAAGAAAGGCGAUGAACUUAAUGGAUUCAAGAAUGAUGAGGCAGAUAAACAAGAAAGCCAAGAAAAUGGUGCUGAUGAUUAUGAUGUGGCAAAUGUUACCAAGGAAUUAGAUGAAUUUGAACUUAAAAAGACUGCUGCUCGUGCGGUAACUGGAGUUCUGGCCUCCCACCCCAACAGUACAGAUGUCCACAUCAUUAACCUAUCUCUUACAUUUCAUGGACAAGAACUACUGAGUGACACAAGUUUGGAACUGAAUUCUGGAAGGCGCUAUGGUUUAAUUGGACUUAAUGGCACAGGCAAGUCUAUGUUGUUGUCUGCAAUUGGUCAUCGUGAAGUACCAAUUCCAGAACACAUAGACAUCUAUCACCUUUCUCGAGAAAUGCCACCUAGUGAGAAAACAGCUCUGCAGUGUGUGAUGGAGGUGGAUCAAGAACGAAUUGUCUUGGAGAAGGAGGCAGAAAGACUAGCACAUGAAGACUCGGAGUGUGAAAAGCUUAUGGAAAUUUAUGAGCGUCUCGAGGAGUUGGAUGCAGAUAAAGCAGAAGUUAGAGCAUCUCGCAUUCUUCAUGGUCUUGGUUUUACCCCUGCUAUGCAGAGAAAGAAAAUGAAAGAUUUCAGUGGAGGUUGGCGAAUGAGGGUUGCCUUAGCAAGAGCAUUAUUCAUAAAGCCUUUCAUGCUUCUGCUUGAUGAACCCACUAACCACCUUGAUCUGGAUGCCUGUGUGUGGCUGGAGGAGGAACUUAAACAUUUUAAACGGAUUCUAGUAUUGAUAUCUCAUUCACAAGAUUUUUUGAAUGGAGUUUGCACUAAUAUAAUUCACUUGCACAACCGAAAAUUAAAGUAUUACACAGGUAAUUAUGAUCAGUAUGUGAAGACAAGGUUUGAAUUAGAAGAAAAUCAGAUGAAACGCUACAACUGGGAACAAGAUCAGAUUGCCCAUAUGAAGAAUUACAUUGCACGUUUUGGUCAUGGAUCUGCUAAGUUGGCCAGACAGGCACAGAGUAAAGAAAAGACACUGCAGAAAAUGGUUGCCUCUGGUCUCACCGAAAGAGUAGUCAAUGACAAGACGCUGUCAUUUUAUUUUCCUCCCUGUGGGAAGAUUCCUCCUCCAGUCAUUAUGGUUCAGAAUGUUAGCUUUAAAUAUUCUGCGGAUGGGCCUUAUAUCUACAAGAAUCUGGAAUUUGGUAUUGAUUUAGACACACGAGUUGCUCUGGUGGGCCCAAAUGGUGCUGGAAAGUCUACAUUGCUCAAACUGCUAACUGGUGAGCUCCUUCCAACAGAUGGCAUGAUCCGAAAGCAUUCUCAUGUAAAGAUUGGACGAUAUCAUCAGCAUUUAACAGAACAACUGGAUUUGGAUUUGUCACCUCUUGACUACAUGUUGAAAUGUUAUCCAGAGAUCAAAGAGAAAGAAGAAAUGAGAAAAAUAAUUGGUCGUUAUGGACUUACUGGUAAACAGCAGGUGAGCCCCAUUCGUAACUUAUCUGAUGGUCAGAAGUGCCGAGUGUGCUUUGCUUGGCUGGCCUGGCAAAAUGCACACAUGCUGUUCCUGGACGAACCUACCAAUCACCUUGAUAUUGAGACCAUAGAUGCACUGGCAGAUGCAAUUAAUGACUUUGAAGGGGGCAUGAUGUUAGUUAGCCACGACUUCAGGCUUAUUCAGCAGGUGGCUCAGGAGAUCUGGGUUUGCGAGAACCAGACCAUCACUAAAUGGAACACAGACAUCUUGGCAUACAAAGAGCACCUGAAAUCUAAAAUCUCAGAUGACAAAUAGCUUUUCCAUUUUUCUUCCUGAUGUGGACUGCCCAGCUUUUUAAGGAUGCCGUAGCAGUCUUAAUCGCAUGCUGUUCCAGCAAGAUUCCUCAUCUUUUCCCCUUACUCUCCACUUACUGCAGCUGAAAUCCCAGGUUACAUGAAACAUCAACAUAUCUGCUGUAGUCAACAAACUUGUUCAGUGUACUGUUUAAAAAACAGCAUUUUAUUUUGGAUGCCUCAAGUGAAGUUGAUGUAAAUGUGCACUUAGGAGGACAUGUUUGUUGUUUUUGAUGUCCAGUAACAUUUCAGAUUAUAGGAUAUUUUUUUUUUUUUUACUGGCUCCUA
Polypterus senegalus (gray bichir) is the source of this 2308-nucleotide messenger RNA. RefSeq names its product ATP-binding cassette, sub-family F (GCN20), member 2a (gene abcf2a). The transcript has 15 exons. The record is from RefSeq and is a predicted model, not a curated record. Lineage: Eukaryota; Metazoa; Chordata; Cladistia; Polypteriformes; Polypteridae. The coding region runs from base 144 to 1982 and encodes 612 amino acids. Gene Ontology annotation, molecular function: ATP hydrolysis activity; ATP binding.